AUGGACUUCUUGUCACUACCAGCAGUAGGCAAACUCAAGAAAGUCUUAGUCAUAGCGGAUUACGGCUCGCGGUACAUAUGGGCUUUUGCUUUUGGCCAAGAGCGCAGCAAAGAAGUGUUGAAUGCAUUGACCCACAUGAGAGACAAUUGGACACUACCAACGUCGAUCACAACAAAUAAUGGCAGCCACUUUGACAAUGCGGAUGUCUAUGACUUCCUGGACAAGCAUAAUAUCCAGCAUCGACUUACCCCUGCUUACGCACCUUGGGUCAACGGUCUCGUCAAGCGCAGUAAUAGGCUCAUAGUAUCAACACUUCGAAAGCUCUUGACGGCAAGUAACCUUGACAAUUGGCCAAGCCAUCUCGGAGAGGCGACUAGGAGCAUCAACCAUAGAGUCAUUCCCGGCAUCGAGUACUCUCCAGCGCAAAUCCUGUUCGGACUCACCACGAAGACCUCCCCGCUGGAUCACGCACCGGAUGAGGAAUCCACAGUGGAGGCAGCAGAACUCCACUUAGCACUGCUCGACGCGACUAGAUGGGACGCGGUGAGAACGCUCGCUAGCCAGCAGCUUCGACGCAAGGCGCUACAUGACUCAAAGGUACGCGAGCUCACCCUUGAAGUCGGAGACUUGGUUCUGCGCCACGAAUUGUGGCUCAAAUUGCAAUGGUCCAAUAAGUUGCACCCUCGAUGGUCGGGACCUUAUAGAGUCAUGCAAGCCUACAAGAAUUUGGCAGUAUUGAAGACCCUGGAUGAAGGUCGGCAGAUCGGCAGCCAGGUCCACAAAAAGAGACUCAAGUGUUUCUUUCCGGCUGAGGUGGAACCUCCGGCCUUGAGGCACGCGUCCGCCUGA
Molecule: messenger RNA, 849 nt
Organism: Ceraceosorus bombacis
Lineage: Eukaryota; Fungi; Basidiomycota; Exobasidiomycetes; Ceraceosorales; Ceraceosoraceae
Source: the annotation of a GenBank genome assembly